Molecule: messenger RNA, 1143 nt
Organism: Penicillium mononematosum
Lineage: Eukaryota; Fungi; Ascomycota; Eurotiomycetes; Eurotiales; Aspergillaceae
Exons: 2
Coding region: 1-1143 (380 amino acids)
Molecular function (GO): chitin binding
Source: RefSeq, a predicted model, not a curated record
AUGGGGUGCUUCCGCCUUAGCAACUUCAUCGCUCUCAUCGGCGUCCUUUUGGUUGGUCCGACGAAAACAUCAGGUGCAGCUGUUUCCGUUGUACCUCAAGCAAGUAGCGACGGUCUUUGUUAUAAAUAUGUUGUCCAGGCUGGCGAAACUUGUUCUAUGAUUGCUCAAGCACACGCUAUCACCGCGGCGGAUAUCGAAACUUACAACGCUCGAAGCUGGAAAUGGCCUGGGUGCGGACAGAUACCACAGGGUACUUUCAUCUGUCUCAGCGCCGGAGAGCCUAUAAUGCCAGUUGCCCUUCCAAAUGCUGUUUGUGGCCCCCAGGUGCCUGGGACAACACGUCCCAACAACUGGUCUGAACUGGGAUCUUUGAAUCCAUGUGCGGCCAAUGAAUGCUGCUCUUCGUGGGGUCUUUGUGGAACCACUCCUGACUUUUGCACUUCUGUGACUUAUGCCACUACAGCAUUAUCUAUAUCCACCGGCACCCGUCCCAAUGAAACAAAAACCUUACCGAAGAAGUCUACUGCAUCUACUGGCACGACUAAAUCUGUUCAGCAACUUGUGGCUAGCAGGGAGACCCCAUCCACUAGCAGGGCCAUAUUAACUAGUGCAACCAAGUCUGUCCCUACCACUAAGUCAACCACCACGACCACCAGGACUACUUCCACCAAAACUACAUCUACAAAGCCUGCCAAACCAUCCAAAACCACAUCGACAACUUCAACUAAAUCACCCCAAACAAAAACAAGCACUAGCAGUAAAAGGCCGGCACCUGUUGAUCCAUGGUCGCUCACAAUGUACAGCAAGGACUGCGUGGGCGACUACUACGUACUCCAGGGACACAAUGUGGGCUACUCAAAUACCUGCCUGAAUCUGCACAGUGGCCUAAGCAGCAAGUACACAGAGACGGGUGUUUCCUGCAAAUGGUUUACAGACGGCGGCAACUCCCACACUAAUUGUGAUGCCGGCACCCUCGAAGCACCUCAAUCCUGGAUAGUUCAGGGUGGUAUCUGCACUGUAUAUGAUGUUAAGAAUUGCGGUGAUAGUUUGUUGUCUAAUGCUUACACGCAGAAGUCUUGUAAAAAUCGGGACAAAUUUGAUACGCCAAAGUUUCUUUCUAUGAAUUGUUAUGCUGAAGACUAA